Molecule: messenger RNA, 6415 nt
Organism: Bacillus rossius redtenbacheri
Lineage: Eukaryota; Metazoa; Arthropoda; Insecta; Phasmatodea; Bacillidae
Product: ribosomal protein S6 kinase alpha-5-like
Exons: 17
Coding region: 559-3420 (953 amino acids)
Biological process (GO): regulation of DNA-templated transcription; peptidyl-serine phosphorylation
Molecular function (GO): ATP binding; protein serine/threonine kinase activity
Source: RefSeq, a predicted model, not a curated record
AGUGUCGCUCCGAGCUCGGCGACGAUUCAGUGUGCUGACGAACUUCGUUCGUGGCAGACGUGUAUAGUGGCUGGUCCACGCAACCUCAAUAUUGUAUUUUUUUUUCAGUGUCUACUUUUUUGAGGAAGUGAAUCACACCGCUUACGAGUGAACACUAAUCCUACUGAAGUGAUUUCGUUCAGUUUGCAGUCGUGCAACUGUAUUCAGCUUUCUCCGUUAAUUUCGUUAAUCUAACCAGUUCGUCGAACUGCUCACGUGUGCUAGACCUUUAACUGUGUUGACUACGCUUUUGAAAGUUUAAAGGGAACGGUGUUUUCUCCUCGUGGACGGCAGCUGCUGCCCGCGUAACUGUAAACCAGCUCCACGCGGAAGUGAACGGCCCGACCGUUAGCGCCGCCCGGCGAGCUCCGCGGCAACUAGCCUCCCCACUCCUCGCCGACCUACUUGCGGCUCGCGCGGAUCUAACCUCGAUAUCGGCGAGCAGUGCAGAGUGCGACGGAGCAGUGAAAGUGGCGGCAUGCUGCGUGGCUGACGGGUGUCGAGUGUCGUGUCGGGGAGAUGGGUGCUCACAAGGAAGCGGAGCACGAGAGCGGGUACUUCGAGGACGAAGACGACUGCGAGGAGCUGACGAGGAAGCUGACCCUCAGGCCGGAGCAGAGCCCGGGCUCUGCGUGCUCCUCCUGCGAUGGGCAGCCCGACCCGGAGGACAGGAACAUGAACCUGACCGGCGUCGGCCGGGUGGACAUGUCCCACUUCGAGCUGCUCAAGGUGCUGGGAACCGGAGCGUACGGCAAGGUGUUCCUGGUGCGCAAGCGGGGCGGGCCGGACGAGGGCCGGCUGUACGCCAUGAAGGUGCUGAAGAAGGCGACGAUCGUGCAGAAGCGCAAGACGACGGAGCACACCAAGACGGAGCGCCAGGUGCUGGAGGCCGUGCGCCAGUCGCCCUUCCUCGUGACGCUGCACUACGCCUUCCAGACGGACGCCAAGCUGCACCUGAUCCUCGACUACGUGAGUGGCGGGGAGCUGUUCACGCACCUCUACCAGCGCGAGCACUUCUCCGAGCAGGAGGUGCGCGUCUACAUCGGCGAGAUCAUCCUGGCGCUGGAGCACCUGCACAAGCUGGGCAUCAUCUACCGAGACAUCAAGCUGGAGAACAUUCUGCUCGACAGCGAUGGCCACAUCGUGCUCACAGACUUCGGCCUGAGUAAGGAGUUUCUGCCUGAUGAGAAGGACCAGCGAGCCUACUCCUUCUGCGGGACCAUCGAGUACAUGGCUCCCGAGGUCGUCCGAGGAGGCAGCUCCGGCCACGACAUCGCUGUGGAUUGGUGGAGUGUAGGCGUCCUCACCUACGAACUGCUGACAGGAGCGUCUCCCUUCACAGUCGAGGGUGAGCGCAACACUCAGCAGGAGAUCUCUCGGCGUAUACUGAAGACCAACCCUCCGAUCCCAGACGAGCUGUCGCCGCAAGUGGCGGACUUCAUCACGCGGCUCCUUGUGAAAGACCCGCGGAGACGACUUGGCGGCGGGGAGAGCGACGCAGAUGAGCUGAAGAAACACCCGUUCUUCAGCUGCUUGGACUGGGACGAGUUGGCGAGCAAAAGCAUACCUGCACCGUUUGUUCCGAAGAUAGCCAACGAGCUGGACGUCAGCAACUUUUCAGAAGAGUUCACCCGGAUGGUUCCCACAGAUUCUCCGGCAAUUGUUCCUCCAAACUACGACAAGGUGUUCAAGGGCUAUUCCUAUGUGGCGCCGUCGGUUCUGUUCAGCGAGAAUGUCAUCAGCGAUGAUCUGCUGCGUCCUAACCCAGACACCAGGCCCAGUCCCACUAGCCUCAUGGCUUGCAAGCUGCGAUGGCAAGACUCGCUGUUCUUCCAAAACUACACCAUCAACCUCCGCGAGGGCAUCCUGGGAGACGGGAGCUUCUCGGUGUGUCGCAAGUGCUGCCACCGGCAGACGGGCCAGGAGUUCGCAGUCAAGAUCGUGAGUCGCAAGAUUGACUGCACGCGUGAGAUCAACCUGCUGAGGGCUUGCCAGGGUCACCCCAACAUUGUCAACCUAAAAGAGGUCUACUACGAUGAGGCGCACACGUACCUUGUGCUGGAGCUGCUGAGGGGUGGGGAGCUGUUGGAGAGGAUACGCCGGAAGGACCGCUUCACCGAGAGCGAGGCCAGCCAGAUCAUGAGGCGGCUGGCAUCCGCCGUUCACUUCAUGCACUCCCGGGGCGUCGUGCACCGCGACCUCAAGCCGGAGAACUUGCUGUUCGUGGACGAGUCGGAGAAUUCAGACAUCAAGAUAGUGGACUUUGGCUUCGCGCGGCUGAAGCAGGAGAAGGAGCCCAUGCACACGCCGUGCUUCACGCUGCACUACGCCGCUCCGGAGGUCCUCAAGCAAGUGGCCAACGAGGACGCGGACGGCUACGAUGAGAACUGCGACCUGUGGAGCCUCGGUGUCAUCUUGUACACCAUGCUGUCUGGACGAGCACCGUUCCACGCUCGGUCCAGGGAUGACAGUGCGGCAGCUGUCAUGGCCCGUAUCAAGGGCGGAGAGUUCCACUUCAACACGGACGCCUGGACCCAUGUGUCUGCCCAAGCCAAGCAACUCACCAAGGGUCUCCUCACCGUCGACCCCAAGGAGCGGCUGCAGAUGAGCGACCUGCGUGAAAAUGAGUGGCUGCAGGGCAGCAACACGCGCCUGUACCCAUCCACGCCGCUCAUGACGCCCGAUGUGCUCACGGCCGGGUCGUCUGCGCGCUCCGCCGAGAUGGGCGUCAAGCAAACCUUCAGCGCGUUCCACAAGGCGCACCGGGAGGGCUUUCGACUGCAGGAAGUGGUUAAUGCCAAGUUAGCGAAAAGGCGCCUUUUGAAGAAAUCAACUGACCUUCGCAGCUCUACGUCCAGUAGCUUUUCCAGCUCUAGUUCUUCAGGCACGCCGGCGACGGUGAGCCACAGCAACUCUGCGGCCAGCAGCAGCAAGAUGGUGGGCAGCUUCUCGCAGGACGAGACCCGGGUGUUCAACUUCGGGGAGGCGCGGGUGCGAGAGUACCUGUCCAGCCUGUCGUCGGACGACUCGACCAACCAGCCGCUCACCCCGGCGCUGCUGUCGCCGUUGCCCGUCCCGCGCAAGAAGUGGAGGAGGUCCCGGCCGGACGGGGACGGGGACGGGGGGGCGGAGCUCCGGGCCGAGGCGGGGGACAGACUCGACGAGGCGCGUGCCGCAGGCGCCUCUCGGCCGGAGGGCCCGGUGACCCGGUCUCGCAAGCGUCACCUCCAGGACGGAUCCCCACGACCGGACACGGGCAGUGCUAGUGCGAGGUCCCCGAGGGAAAACUCCAGGAAAUGCCUUAAGCGCCACCACCACAGACAUCGACACCACAGGACUGGCAAGAGAGCGAAACAAAUGCCCGCGGAGAGUGCAGACUAGUGCGAACAUCGUUUCACUGCACAUAAAGAAACAUUAUUUUAAAAUGCUCAUUUGUGCUUAGAUUUUACAUUUCUGUUCGAGCAGAAGGGUUCUUUUAAAUUCCUUGCGCACUAAGCAAACAACUGAAAAACUUAUUCCUACAAUUUUGCAUGUAAUUGAAUAACAGUGAUAAUUUUUUUUUGUUUUAAAGUAUUUAUUACUUGAAUUGUUACCUUGGUCUAUAUGAAAUCUUUAUUAAAGUUUUACAUAAACUGUGAGAAAAAGACAAGUGAAUGGAUAUAAUUGAAUCAAUUGUCCUUAAUGUGCAACAACGGUGCUUUAUAAAUGUGCCGGUAAAACAGUAGUUGAUAUUUUUGAAUGGCCAGAAUGACUGCGCAUUAUAAAUUUGUACCUGUUUAAGAGAAUGUGUGUGUAAAAUUAGAAUAUAUAUUUUUUUGUAAGAAACUAGUCGAAGCGCACACUGAGAUACUGUAGCAACUGGUGUGGUCAUUACACAGAAAUUACUUUGUGUGGGGCAUAGAGACUCAUAACGGCAAUUAAAUUUACUAUAAACUUGUGUCCAGAAACAUGUUUGCCACAAAGUAAAUUUCCUUCCCCCCCUCCUUUUCCCUUUAAAUUUUUAAUUACAAUCGUAAAAUCCUGUUAUAACAUUCCCAUUUUUAUCAUUUUCCUGUUUUGUAAGAUACCUUAUCCUCGACAAUAAUUUUCAGGAGUAUUUAAUGAAGCUAUGAAGUUCUUUCUUAGAUGAAGUGGAAUGAAGCUAUGAAGUUCUUUCUUAGAUGAAGUGGCAGAAUAUUCAGGCAUAACAUCUGGUAGCUAAGUAAGCAGUGAAAAACUUGCCAAACUUCCAUUGUUUAUUUCAGAUUGUAUUAAAAAAAACUGUUCUCGCAUAUUGUUUGCUAAUUUAUUUCUGAUAGAUUUCCUAACUAAACAAACAAAUAUUUAUUUCUUGUUCAACCACUCUCAGUUGUGUAUUUCAUUUAAGUUCUAAACAACCUAAGUAAAGUGAUAUUACUGUAGUAGACCCAAACAAAGUACAUUAUAUUAAAAUGAUUUAAACGUUGUGAAGGUAGGUACUGCUUAUUAUGCUCGUGUAAUAAAAAAAAAUCUUGGCAUGUUUACAUGGCAGUGGAGAAAAAUAAAUGAUCAUGUAAUAAAUAGUCUUACUCCAUCGUUAUUCCUUAUUUGUAAUAAAUAAGUUCUUCACCAUUAACACAGUCUCCAUGGCAUGAGCGUUGGGUACUAAUUUCAGUUGUGUAGCCUCAAUGUAGAAGUUAACUUUGUACGUUUCUUUAACGGCAGUAUUCUGUCAAAUUUGCUAGUGUGAGAUAAAGGCUGCUGAAAGACCAGACUUUUGUAACCGUUCUUCUUGAACCUCUUGCAACUCAUCUUUGGAGACAAUUUCAUAUUUUCUCAUGAUGUACCAAGUAGCCUUGUAACUACAAUACUAAAAUAUGAUGUUUCCUAAUGCUCGCCACUUGUGAUUAUGGUUCGUAGUAGCAUCUGCCUUUUUUUAUUUGUUUUGGCAUUUCAAUAUUUUGAGGCAUUGAAUUCUGUUCUUUCUUUUUUUGCAAUUGGUAUAAAGUUAUAUUGAAAUAGUAAACAUUAGUACUCACGUAAUGUGUCUUAGUGAGCCCUACCAUGUACUUAAUAAUUUAAAGAGAAAAUCAUUUUAAAUGACAUUUGUGUAUGUGUAUAUAUACACAUAUUCUAUGUUUGUAUGUAUGUAUAUGUAUGUAUGUGUAUGUAUAUAUCUUCUGGUUCUGAUGUCAAAAAUAUCUGUGCCUGGUUAAGUGCUGUUGCAUAGAAAGCAGCUGUGAAAAUGUUACAUAAUUGUGUAUUGGAGCAUGUAAGUCAUUAAAGUAACCAAAGUUAUUUUUUUAUUUAUAUAAAUACACUAUAAAAUUUUUGCAUAUUUUGACUAUCUAAUGAUUGUUGUGUAUGUUUAUGUAAGUAUAUAUAGUAGCAAGUUAAGAUAUUUUCAUUGAGAGAUUUAUUAGUGUUUUGUCACAUGACAUAUUCCUGUUGUUAAUCAAUUGCACUGAACUAGCCUUUUUCAAAUAUGUUUAUUGGGAAGGGUUACUGAACCAUUUUAUAUUGUGAAACAGAUUUUUUGAAUGAGGUAUUAUGACAGAAGUUGUGUACUCAUGCAAACAAAAAUAUCACGGUGUAGACAACUGAUAUUCAUGUACAAUGGGCAAAAAUAUCUCAAUCUCCCAUAACUAGAAUAAAAGUAAUACUGAAAAUUUUAAGUAAUUUAGUUUUUUAUAUUGUGAGAGCAUUUGACAUGAAUGCAGGUGUGAUGGCUUGACUGGUAGAGAUUUUGAAGAAAAUUUUUGGUUAAGUGCUGUACUGGUACAUCAUUCUCUGUCACUUGUAGUCAAUUAUUUGAAACAGGUGCCUUGUAAAUAACAUUGUGCUUUCUGCUAAAUGGUCUGAAGGAAUCUGGUAGAUUUUGUUUGAAAAAGUACAAUCUGAGUGGAUUUGCUGGAAAGACGACUUUUAAGAUCAAAAUGUAGACUCCAUACUUAGUUGUCUACCUAUUGCCCUUUCUGUUAAAAGUACUAUUUAUAAGUGAUAAAUCAAGGAAAGGACCUAUGCAACCUGUACUUGAGAUUAGUAUGUUUAUGACUAGAAGCUAAAAUUAUUCAUAGUUUGGUGGCAAUAUUUUUACCAUUAUGUUAUUAAAAUUUGGCCAGCUGGGAUACCAUUGUAAGGUUUAAAUUGUACAACUGCACCUAGUUUCACAGUCAACUUCAUUAUGUUAAAAAUGCUGAAAACCAAAUGUUUUGAAAAUUAUUUGUUAAGUUUUCACGUUUAAUUUAUACUACAAACUGUUUCUACAGUCACAAAACAUAACAUUGCCUUACACUUCAUUAUAUGAAAUUGUAUUUAUUUGUGAGUUGUUUGUACAUGCAAAUGUAAAUAGAAGAGAAUGAAUAAUAAACAAAAUAUUGAUGUUGGGAUAUAAAAUAAAAUGUUAAACAUCAUGGAA